Molecule: messenger RNA, 816 nt
Organism: Gracilinanus agilis (Agile Gracile Mouse Opossum)
Lineage: Eukaryota; Metazoa; Chordata; Mammalia; Didelphimorphia; Didelphidae
Product: ubiquitin thioesterase OTUB1
Exons: 1
Coding region: 1-816 (271 amino acids)
Biological process (GO): negative regulation of double-strand break repair; protein K48-linked deubiquitination
Cellular component (GO): nucleus
Molecular function (GO): ubiquitin binding; cysteine-type deubiquitinase activity
Source: RefSeq, a predicted model, not a curated record
AUGGCGGCAGAGCAACCUCAGCAGCAGAACUCUGAGCCUCUGGGAAAUGACUCUGAAGAAGUUAACGGUUUGGCCUAUGAUGGAGCCAUCAUGGCCCAGGAGGAUCAAAUUCAGCAAGAGAUCGCUCUCCAGAAUCCAUUGGUAUCCGAGCGCCUGGAGUUGUCUGUGCUUUACAAGGAGUACGUGGGAGAUGACAACAUCUACCAGGAGAAGAUCAAGGACCUACACAAAAAAUAUACCUACAUCCGAAAGACUAGGCCUGAUGGCAACUGCUUCUACCGAGCCUUCGGGUUCUCCUACCUGGAGGCCCUUCUGGAAGACAGCAAGGAGUUGCAGAGGUUCAAAGCCAUCUCUGCCAAGAGCAAAGAGGACCUAGUGUCUCAGGGCUUCAUUGAAUUCGCCAUUGAAGAUUUCCACAACACUCUCAUGGACCUGAUCGAGCAGGUUGAAAAGCAAACAUCAGUGGACGAACUCUUGACCGCCUUCAAUGACCAAAACAUCUCAGACUACCUGGUAGCAUAUCUUCGGCUGCUCACCUCGGGCUACCUGCAACGCGAAAGCGAGUUCUUCGAGUUCUUCAUAGAGGGGGGACGAACAGUCAAGGAGUUUUGUCAGCAGGAGGUGGAGCCCAUGUCCAAGGAGAGUGAUCACAUCCACAUCAUCGCGCUAGCGCAGGCCCUCAGCAUCUCCAUCCAGGUGGAGUACAUGGACCGUGCGGAGGGUCGCUCCACCAACUCCCACGUCUUCCCAGAGGGCUCCGAGCCCAAGGUGUAUCUACUGUACAGACCUGGACAUUACGACAUCCUUUACAAAUAG